This is a messenger RNA of Camellia sinensis, 2027 nucleotides long. Its product is annotated as RNA pseudouridine synthase 3, mitochondrial. Gene Ontology annotation, biological process: enzyme-directed rRNA pseudouridine synthesis. NCBI's taxonomy places the organism in Eukaryota, Viridiplantae, Streptophyta, Magnoliopsida, Ericales, Theaceae. Gene Ontology annotation, molecular function: RNA binding; pseudouridine synthase activity. The record is from RefSeq and is a predicted model, not a curated record.
AAACAAACCCAUUUUCAUCACCAUCUUUCCCAUUUCCAUUUCUAUCUCUAUUGUCUCUCCACAUUUUUUCUCUCUCUCUCUACCCAGAACCGUCUCUCCCUCGCUUUUCUCAUUCUCUACUCAUGUAAACCCUACAUCUCUACUCAUGAAUCAAAUAACAAACAAAUUUUUUUAUCUCCUUUGUUCGAUUUUUCUCUCCAGUGGUGGUGGCAGAGUUAUGUUGGCAGCUGAGGCUACGUAGAACUCUCUCCUCUCUGAUUGAAUGUGAAACCACGAAUGAGCUCGGUAUGGGAAUCCGAUUCCUGACUCCAGAAGCUAAGCGAAGCUAACUUUUACGUAGUGUUAUUGAUGCAUACCAUGUGUUUGAUGGUAGGUCUAGCAUAUGUGCGACGAUGUUGAGGAACGCUGUUGGUCAAUCCAUGUUGAUUGGGGCCAGGCAUUAUUCCAGAGUAUCACCACCACCACCUGCUCGCAUUGAACCAGUCCUUCGAGUAUCCAACAACAUAGUCCAUUUGGGUCCUCCAAAGGAAGGCCCAAAGCCUCGGCAGCUCCUGUCUUUGCCGCCAUUCCCGGCACACCCUUUGCCUGUAAAGGAUCCAUCUACUACUACUACUACUACUCGUGGGAAGCCCUCGCAUAUCACUGCGAUUAGUUGGGUCAAGUAUUACUUUGAUCAAGUCCCCAGCUCUGUCAUUCAAUCCCAUUUCAACAAGGGCCUUGUUCAAGUGGAAUGUCUUGAUUCCAAUGACUCAUCCAUCCAAAAUGGACAAGCAAAACCUAUGAGAAAGAUUAAGCAUAAUGAGGUCAUGGAGGUGGGGGCAAGAGUUUAUAUACCUGUAUCAGUUGCAGAAUCUAGAAUCUCCAAGAGAUUUGACACUAUACCAAGUGGAACACUACAUCCAAAUGCCGAUGAGAUAGAGUACUUGCAGAGGCUUGUCAAAUACAAGGAUUCUGCUAUUCUUGUGCUAAAUAAGCCACCCAAGUUGCCAGUAAAGUUAUGUUGUAAGGGAAACCUCCCGGUGCAUAACAGCAUGGAUGCCUUGGCAGCUGCAGCACUGUCUUACGAGUAUGAUGAGGGUCCUAAAUUGGUUCAUCGUCUAGACAGAGAGAGCAGUGGCCUCCUUUUAAUGGGGAGAACUAAUGAAAGCAUUUCUCAUCUUCAUUGGUUGUUCAGCGACAUAAACAGAGCAAAAUCCUCAUCUAAGGCUUGGAAUACUGCAUGUGAAGCAGCAUAUCAGAGGUAUUGGGCUUUGGUCAUUGGGUCUCCCAAGGAAAAGGAAGGCAUAAUUUGUGCCCCUCUUUCGAAGGUACUUCUUAAUGACGAGAAAACUGAGAGAGUUAUUUUGGCUAAUUGCUCAGGUUUAGAAGCUUCCCAAGAGGCUGUAACUGAAUAUCGGGUGCUUGGUCCGAUCAUAAAUGGAUGCUCAUGGAUUGAAUUGUGUCCACAUACAAGCCGGAAGCAUCAGCUGCGUGUGCAUUGUGCUGAAGCUCUUGGCACCCCAAUUGUAGGUGACUACAAGUAUGGCUGGUUUGUGCAUCGUAGAUGGAAGCAAAUGCCUAGCGUUGAUUUUGAGCUGACAACUGGAAAACCCUACAAAUUGCGGAGGCCAGAAGGUUUGGACGUUCAAAAGGGAAGUGUCCUGUCUAAGGUUCCCUUGCUACAUCUGCAUUGCAGGGAGCUUGUACUUCCCAACAUUGCAAAGUUUGUGGAGCUUAAUCAUCAUCACCUAAACCCAGAAAACCACCACCCGAACGCCAUGCUUCGCUCUAAGCCAGAUCUCCUUCGGUUUGUGGCAUCGAUGCCAUCCCACAUGAAAAUUAGUUGGAACCUCAUGUCCUCCUAUUUGAUAUAACAGUGACUUGUUUGUUUUAUUGGUUUUGCUUCCCUUACGCUGUAGAAUCUAUAUAAGAUGGUUUAUGCGGUAGAAACAUUUUUGAGAUUUGCAUCUUGAAAAUGCUUUACAUACAAAAUCGAGAAAAUAUCAAAUAAGGCUUACUUUUUCAAUGGAAGUUCCCAUUUACAUAAA